This is a messenger RNA of Colletotrichum lupini, 240 nucleotides long. RefSeq lists its product as uncharacterized. The record is from RefSeq and is a predicted model, not a curated record. The transcript has 3 exons. Lineage: Eukaryota; Fungi; Ascomycota; Sordariomycetes; Glomerellales; Glomerellaceae. Bases 1 to 240 code for a protein of 79 amino acids.
AUGAAAAAUAAGCUGGGUGGGGUCCUUGAGAACCGUAGGUACUCCGUACUCCGUACUUCAUCAGGUCUUGCCCAUCUCACCCAAGAAAACACGACCGAGGGGACAGAUAUCAACCAUAAGGCUCACGUCGUGAUUCCGUCCGUCUCUCCGUUGAAAAGAGGAAUGCGUGUGCAGUGUGCUCCAAAGAUGCAAGUCCAAGGCGACACAGGGCAGAACAGGGCAGAAAGCGGGUUCCGUUGA